AUUAAACAGGGAUUUGUACAGUGUGGUUUGUGUACAGUUUCUCUAAUUUGAUCUUAUUGAAUUUUAAUGAAAUACCCCUGAUAUAGAGCAUUUAUCAUUAUUCUAUAAUUUAUUCUUUAGUUAUGUUCAGCUCUGAUUUAUUGAGGAAGAAGCUGGAGUUGGGAUGCUGUAAUUCAGAUGGUAAAAAUCCGCCUCCUGCUGAUUAAAACCUGCAAAUCCAGCAAAGCUUCGUUCUGAAAAAGAGGGAGUGUCUUUCCUGACUUUCCGCUCUGGAGAAACGAAAGUUAAUCGAAGCUGUUUAAUAAACAGAAUCCAGCUCCUUUCAGCAGGACAGAAGCUCAAACCUGCAGCUUUUCCACUCAGAUAAACAGCACAGUCAGUCAUGGCUUCCUCCAGCAGUCUCCUGUCUGAAGAUCAGCUCCAGUGCUCUAUCUGUCUGGAUGUGUUCACUGAUCCAGUCUCUACUCCAUGUGGACACAACUUCUGCAUGGUCUGUCUCAGAAAGUACUGGAACAGCAGCUCACACUGCCAGUGUCCAGUCUGUAAGAGAGAAUUCCCCCAAAGACCCGAACUGUCUAUAAACACCUUCAUCUCUGGACUGGCUGCUCAGUUCAAGAAGUCAGUUCAGGUGAAGUCCAGCAGAGCUCCAGAGAAACGUUCCUUUAAACGUAAAUUAGUUCAGUGUGACUCCUGCAGUGAGGAGAAGCUGGAGGCUGUAAAGUCCUGUCUGGACUGUGGGCUCUCCUACUGUAACACUCAUCUAUCAUUUCAUAAAACUACACCUAAAUUAAAGAAACACAAGCUGACGGAUCCUGUGGAGAACCUGGAGGACUACAUCUGCCAGAAACAUGAGAGACCCCUGGAGCUGUUCUGUAGAGACGACCAGACGUGUGUUUGUCAGUUCUGCACUGAGGGAGACCACCGGACUCACAGCAUUGUUCCUAUAGAGGAGGAGAGUGGAGAGAGGAAGAUUCAGCUGGAAAAGACACAGGCAGAAGUUCAGCAAAUGAUCCAGGAGCGACUGAAGAAGAUCGAGGAGAUCAAACACUCUGUAGAACUCAAUAAAAAAAUCAGAGAGAAGGAGGAAGCAGACAGUGUGGAGAUCUUCAGGGCUCUGGUGCGCUGCAUUGAGAGAAGCCAGGCUGAGCUGCUGGAGGUGAUGGAGGAGAAGCAGAAAGCAGCAGAGAGGCAGGCUGAAGAGCUGAUUAAAGAGCUGGAGCAGGAAAUCACUGAGCUAAAGAGGAGAGACACUGAGCUGGAGCAGAUCUCCCACACUGAGGACCACCUCCACCUCCUACAGAUUUACCCGUCCCUCUGCAGACCCCCACACACCAAGAACUGGACUGACGUCAGUGUUAACACUCCUCUGAGUGUGGAGAGUCUGAGGAGAGCUCUGUCUCAGCUUCAGAAACGUCUCACACAGGAGAUGGAGAAAAUUCCUGAGAUCAAACUGAAGAGAAUUCAGCAAUAUGCAGUGGACGUGACUCUGGAUCCUGAUACAGCUCAUCCUAAUCUCAUCCUGCCUGAUGAUGGAAAACAGGUUACAUGUGGCGUAAAGCGACAGAAACGUCUUGAUAACUCACAGAGGUUUGAUUAUGGUGUCAGUGUGUUGGGAAAGGAGGGUUUCUCCUCAGGGAGAUUUUACUAUGAGGUUCAGGUCAGUGGAAAGACUAAGUGGGAUUUGGGAGUGACCAGAGAGUCCAGCAACAGAAGAGGAGCAAUUACAGCAAGUCCUAAAAAUGGAUACUGGACUGUGUUUCUGAGGAAUAAAACUGAAUUCAAGGCUGGAGAAUCUCCACCUGUCAUCCUUUCGAUGAAACAGGCUCCCCAGAAGGUGGGGGUGUUUGUGGAUUAUGAGGAGGGUCUGGUCUCCUUCUAUGAUGUUGAGGUCAGAUCUCAUAUCUACUCUUUCACUGGUCAGUCUUUCACUGAGAAACUCUAUCCAUUCUUCAGUCCUAGUCUCAAUGAUGGAGGUAGAAAUUCGGCUCCACUGAUCAUCACUCCUGUAUAGUAUGAAUGCUGAGGAUUAUUUUCCUUAUUAAACCCCUUUAUUAUAACAUAUCACUCUAUGACCAAAAAUGAAUUUACAUUAUGCAAGGAAUGGAUGGAUAAAUAAAUAAAUAAAUAAUUUACUAAACAUUACUGAAUUUUUUGUAAAAUAACUUUACAAACUGUAAUAAUACUGUUUAUAAUCCCCUUGUCUGAAGGAAAGAUUUAGCA
Astyanax mexicanus (Mexican tetra) is the source of this 2220-nucleotide messenger RNA. RefSeq names its product E3 ubiquitin-protein ligase TRIM39-like. The transcript has 7 exons. The record is from RefSeq and is a predicted model, not a curated record. Gene Ontology annotation, molecular function: protein binding; zinc ion binding. NCBI's taxonomy places the organism in Eukaryota, Metazoa, Chordata, Actinopteri, Characiformes, Acestrorhamphidae. The coding region runs from base 383 to 2011 and encodes 542 amino acids.